Molecule: messenger RNA, 2220 nt
Organism: Eremomyces bilateralis CBS 781.70
Lineage: Eukaryota; Fungi; Ascomycota; Dothideomycetes; Eremomycetales; Eremomycetaceae
Exons: 4
Coding region: 101-2119 (672 amino acids)
Biological process (GO): potassium ion transmembrane transport
Cellular component (GO): plasma membrane
Molecular function (GO): potassium ion transmembrane transporter activity
Source: RefSeq, a predicted model, not a curated record
CGCGUAAAGGAGCAGCCGGCCUGUUCCUGACUUCGAUCGCUUCCCGUUUCGAAGAUCUCAGUCAUACUCCAAAACCGUCCGAAUCCGCCUCCCAUUCAAGAUGGGUUUGGGAGGCUCGAAAAUGCGCGGUCCGGUGCGGGAGGCGAAUAAGUGGGAGUAUGUGAAUCUCGACGAUUUCCGAACCUCAUCAUGCUUUACCUUCUUUUCGUAUAUCUGGUUGUGGAUGCUUAUUAUCAUUUCCAUCGCCGUCUUCGCAGCGGACAUCUUCACCGCCGUUAACCUCCUUGCGUUCAAUCGAUGGGCUGGGCAGGUAAAGCCUGCAAUUCCGUUCACGGUGUCGAAAUGGAUAUUUGCAGUCUGUAUCAUCCUCUCCGUCGCUUUGAUCAUAUUCGAGUGGCUACGCGCUCUCCGAGUCAUUUCAAAAGGUGGUGUGGCCGAUUCUUAUCUUGACCCCAUGGCGGUCAAACUGCAGAGUAUUCGUCCAGGGUCCGGGAAAGGAUGGAAGCGGUUCCUCGUCUUCACCAAAUUGACCAAGAGUAAAGAAGGCGUGGAUUAUAUCGCCUUGUUUGCAUAUUUCCAAUUCAAAGGCGCGAUCCGCCUGAUUUUGGCCGAGGGACCUCGCGUGGUCGUCAAUUCCGUGACUCUAUGGUCGGUCCUACAGGCCGAUCUCAUUCCCGGAAAGAAUGAAGAUGAUGACCGCGCAGCCAUUCUCCAGUUUUUCGACAAUGUUCGCAUUUUGGCGUCUGAAUCCGACAAACAGCAAGUCGUCAUCCUGUUCGCCAUGUUGUUCACUUUGAUCAUCUGGGUGAUCUCCAUCAUUUGUCUGAUACUAUCGAUCGUGAUGUACCUGAUCUUCCUCUGGCACUACAUUCCAUCAGCGGAUGGGUCUCUUUCGAGCUAUUGUCGACGAAAGAUUGACUCUCGAGUGGAAUUAAUCACAGCGAAGAAGGCUCGGAAGACAAUGGAGAAGGAGGAGGCAAAGAGACGGAAACAGGUGAUGAGGGACCGAAAACACGGCAAGGGGUUCGUCCAAGGACCCAUCGAUCCAUCACGGCAACCAACGAUUCCCCAGCUGGAUGAAGACAGCAAGUUGCCUGAAGUAUCCCUCAACAGAAUGGAUUCACAAACUACCCUUCCUCCGUACACGUCCAGGCCGGGCACCGCAGUUGGGAAUCCGCCGCCUGGAAUAUCGAGACAGCCAACGCUUCCGGAUCUAGAGUUAGGCAUGGCCAGUUCUCAACAUCCUGGGAUGCCACAACGCACGGAGACUCAGUCGUCUGCUUAUUCCGAGGCCAGCUACGGUUCCCACGCGCCCUUGCUGAGUCAAGCAGGCGACAUGGGUUACAGCGACCCUACAAGAUCUGGCUCGCCCAUGGGCAAUUUUCCCGGAUAUGGCGUCGCUCCUCUAAAUCGGUCCGUAACUGGCGGAACUCAGAGAUCGGACUUGUCCCUACCAGUUCGACCACCUACCGCGCAAGGUCGAAAUUCUCCAGGGCCUUCGAAUUUUUCAAGGCCGAACCUUCGAGGUGAUGCGUCUGGAAGCCCUUCUCCCCUCAGUCCCAACUCGCAUUUCGAUGACCGCAUGGCACCACACGGUCAAGGUCCAUCGUACGAAAUGAGUCCCGUUGAGCGGUCCAAUACAAACACAUCCAACUACUCCCAUCCCUCCAAUCCCCGUACUCCCCGCCCAUACCCCCAACGAGCAGGCACCGCCCCGCCUCCCACCGGUCCCCUCCCCCGCCGACCACCUCCCCAACGCGCACCCACCAUGCCAACUUUCGAUUCCUCUUCCAGCAACACUUCUGGCCCCAACCCCGGCGGCUACCGCGCGUACUCACCCGCUCCCGCAUCAGCCAGCCCAUCGCAAGGCUACCCCCCACGUCGAGACUUCACCGCUCCGUCCCAGGCGCCUCCGAGGUCUGGGACCGCCCCAGGUUUCCGACCGCCAAUGCGCAGUGCAACAAUGCCGAUUGAGCCGCCGACAUUGAGCAACGGGCCGGCGAGGUCGGCGACUGCGGGACCCGGGCAAGGCUCAAGUCGACCGCCUCCACGACAAGGUUGGGAUGACCCUGGAAGCCAAGACCAGCAAGGAGGGGGGCAGUAUGGUUAUAGGAUAUAAGACGGUCGGCUCUGGAAGUCGUUCCCGGACGAGGUUUACGAAUUCUAAUGACGAGAAAUGGGGAUAAUCUGAGCACAGAUCUUCUUUCUUCUGAACGAUUA